Formica exsecta is the source of this 3540-nucleotide messenger RNA. RefSeq names its product zinc finger CCCH domain-containing protein 13-like. The record is from RefSeq and is a predicted model, not a curated record. Lineage: Eukaryota; Metazoa; Arthropoda; Insecta; Hymenoptera; Formicidae. The transcript has 13 exons. Gene Ontology annotation, cellular component: nucleus. The coding region runs from base 377 to 3004 and encodes 875 amino acids.
UAUUGUAGAACGGGCCUUACGACUGUGGGACAGUGUGGGACGCUACUCCAAAAAUUCGUGUGCCGACAUUUUAUCUGCUCCGAUGGGUCAAUGUCGUGAUGCAACUUGGCAUAGACUUUUCCCGAAAAAACUUGUGAAUCUAUAAAGAACAAGAGAAAGGCAACAGCUUGCAACCAAGUCACUCAAGAUUGCACAUUUAUAAAAAGGCUGACUAAGCCGAAUAUACCGCACGUGUUGAACGGAUCGAAGAAUCGAUUAUAAUCGUGUUUUCCGUCGUAAUAAGCAAAAAAAAGACACCUCUUUUAGCUCAGCAAUACGCUGCAUCUGCUACAGUCUCCUUUCUCUUUCUAGCUCGUUCAUCAAAAAUAUUGCAACCAUGAGCUACGGUUAUAAUAAAUACAGUUCCACUAUGAGUUCUCGUGGUCGUGGAUUUAUUCCUCGUGGAGGUGGUUCUUAUAGAGGAAGAGGUGGUGGCGGAGGGAAUGAAUGGAGCAGCGGUUCAGCGGGUGGAAAUAUGUCUGGCAGAGGAGGUUAUUCGUCAUCUAGAGGCGGUAGAUUUAAAUAUUCUACAACAAGCUAUGAUUCUCGAUCAAAGUAUAAUUCAGGAGGAUCGGAGAGAUAUUCGAGCAGAGGCGGUCGUGGUGAACAUUCAAAUAGUUAUAAGAGACCACGCGAUUCCUAUUCUGGAAGAGACGAUCAUCGAUCAUCUAGCGACUCUGCGCGUAAAAGGAUAAGAAGUGAUUCUUAUCAGGGUGGAGGUAGCGGUAGCGGCUCUCAGAGGUAUUCGUCUUACGGCGGCUCGUCUGCAUCGGCGCCUUAUGACGAUAAUAAGGGAUCAUCAUCGUCCGCCGUUUACGAGGACAAGAGACAGAGCGAGCGCGCGUCGUCGUACCACCGUUCCGAGGAUCGUCAUUCCGCAUCGCGGAGCUACGCGCCACCGCCACCCCCUCGAAUUAGCGAAAUGGCGCCGCCCCCGACUCAGAGAUACAUCUCUAGUCGUGGAAGAAUAUCGCAUCAGAGCUCAAAUUACCGGGGUCGCAUUUCGACCCGCGGCACCAGCGGCAGAGGGGGUGCGUUUCAUCGCGUGAGCUCACGCACGGACAUCAUGGCUCGCAAGCGUACUCUGCACUCGCUCGACUAUCGUCGAAAGCUGCUGGGCUCACGCUCGCGCGACUACAUCCAGCGUAUGCGCAUGACCACUACCAAAUUGCGCAGGAGUAGCGGUACUACUAGGCUACCCGGAAGUAAAAAGGACUCGGGAUCAGGAACCAGCGUGAAGGACAAGGAUAGAGAGAUGGCCAAAGCCAUAAAUGCCGAGUUUUCCGAUGACGAUGAUGAAGAGGAUGAUAAUAAGAGUAAUUGGGACGACGAAGAGAAGCCGCACGAAGGCGAUGAAGAGGAAGAAAUCGAACAGGAAGAAGAGAAAAAGAAAAAGGAGGACAAACGCAAGAAGGAAAAACAGGAUAGAGAAAGAGAACAUACCGAGGACGAAGAAGAAAAGGAUGAUGAUAUUAAGGAAGACGAUGAUGAUCAGAAGAGAGAAGUGGACGAAGACGACGACGAUGACGGCGAUGACGAGGAACGAGGCGAGAACGAGAAAGCGGAACGCGAUAGAACUGCAGAUUCGGAAGAAUUACCGAGUAGACGGGACGGUAGAAAAUUCAUAAAACUGAAGUGUCCACAUUGCGCCCAUCAUAGCGUAACUUUCAAAGAAUAUUCGCUUCACCUGUUCUCCGGUCGUCAUAGCGCGGCAAUGAAGCGUAUCGCAGCUCGACACAAGGCGACUCUCACGCGUAUGAGAGUUGUACAACGGCAAGAACAAAGACGUAUCGAAGCUCGCGAUGCAGCACGUGGUACAUUGCCCUCACGUACCAUGUUUUGUGCCAUUUGCAAGUUGAAUUAUCGUUCCUUGAAAUCUGCCCAUCAGUUGUCCGAAUCUCAUCGUCAAAUGAAACGAUUCCUCACGCCAUUCUGUCGCGUUUGCCGUAUACAAUUCCGUUCACCAAUGUUUUUCGAAACACAUAUGUGCUCCCUGGAGCAUAUCAAGAGAAAGAGUAUACUGCGAGAAAGAAUGAACGCAAAUGGGAGCGGCGAAGCUGAAGCGGACUCGAGCGCGCCUGAGGAAGAUGAUAAGGAAGUUAAUCUUGACAACUUUAUGACAUUGGAUUCCGUAGGUGAUGUAGACGAAGAUGAAGAAUCUAACGAUAAAAAGAAAGAAAAAACCGAGGGUGAAAGUUCAAGUGAAGCGGAGAAAAAAUCGAAGGGCAAGCAAAUGAUAAAAGUCGGUGCGGAAUACAUAAAACGUGUCGAGGUGCAAUACUGCGAGUUAUGCAAGGUAUACCUGCCACGCAGUGAAAACACAGAAAGGGCGCUCGCUUUACAUUGUUCCAUGCGCAGCCAUCUUAAAAGCAUCGUAUCGUGUUGCAGAUAUGUGCGAGACAACGACGACAAGGCACUUAGACGUCAAGCAGAAAGGAUACAUCUGCAAUCAUCAUCGUCUUCAUCGGCUAAUCUGAACUCUACUAACUCAACUGCGAUCAAUACGUUAGAGACUUCAAAGACCUCUCCAACCAAUUCGGAACCACAAGCAUCAACAAAUACUACGCAAGUAGUGAUUACGAUCGAUAAUAAUGGCGUUAGUGACACGGAAUACAUCAAAAUCGAGGAAGAAAAAUCAAAUAGUAUGGAAUCCGAGAAAAAUGCGAAAGACGGUAAGAAUAAUCAGGGUGACGAAGAUGAUGACGAUGACUAUCGCGCGCACGGUGACGAUAAACUGACUUGGGACGACGUCGAUAAGGAUCUAGGCGAUAUUUUAAGAGAAAGCGAAGCAGGAGCAUCGAAAUCGAGCGACGACGAGGAUUCGCGUUAUGAUCGUUUUCGCAAUUCGGAUAAGAAGCAACAGUCUGGAAAAGAGAAAGAAAGCGAAAAGAAUGAGGUUGAGGAUAAGAACGGUAAUAACAAGAUUAAAGAUUUAAAAGUUAAACCUGAAAAAACAGAUAUGUAAUUGUGAAAUCGUUCUUGCGCAUCUUUGAUUCGACUCAUUUUUUAUUACUUCCGAUUCUUUUUCUCCUAAAUUAUCUUGGUAGCUUUUUUUUUUUAGGGAAUUACACGUAUAUAUAUUUACGUAUAAUUUCUCAAGCCAUCUUGUUUAAUCAACUAUAUUCCUUCAUCACACACAUUUAUAUUUCUUAUUUUAUAUUUCAAUUAAGGAUAUGUGUCAAUUAUAAUGUAUCUAGUAUAUUAUAAGGCUUGCAAUUUUAAUUUCAAUUUAUGUAAUUUCAAUAUGUAAGUGCUGCAUUAUUUGUAUGACCAGAGUUUGCGGAGAAACUAUCAGUAAGAAUGUGAACAAAUAUAAUUAUAUAUACACUCGAUAGAGAGUCACAUACGACAUAUUAAAUUAAAUAUAAAAUUUUCAAUUUUCAGUUAUUUGCGUGGAGAAACGUGUGCGCGCCUGAUCAAUGUGUGCGUCUCAUGUGUAGGCAUAUAAUAACACAUAGAUCAUUGACUAUAUAAUAAAUUCCUCAUUCUCUUUUUCUCUCU